UUUGAACACUUCAAUGUCGUGUUUAUGAGGGUUUCAGGGAACCUGCAAUGGUAGCCGCUCAUGUCUUGUCCGUAAUAGUUGUGACAGUGUCAUUAACAUGAUGUCUCCCCAUGCGCAAAUAGUUCCGACUUUAAGUCGUCCACAUCCGUCGGGACAUUUCCUGCACCUGUUGAUCGACGGCUUGUUUCAGUCAACGCUUCGGGGGUUGUUGUAGAGCAAGAUUUAGCAGCCUUCUUCUCGGCAAUCAGCCCCCCUGCAGAUCUCGUGGUGGUAGCAGCAGCAGCAGCAGCCAUCUGAUCUGUGUUGGUCCUUGUGGUAGCUAGCCAUGGUGGUUCAUCGAUCAAGCAGCAUGUUGUCUGCUCUCUUUUGCUUGUGUAUCGUUGUACCUUCGGCAACCUGCCUCUCCUUCAAUCUCUCUUUUCUUGAUCCCGCAAGUCGCUCCGGAAUCGAGCUGCAAGGCAAUGCAACCUGGAACAGCACCGAUGGCAUUCAGCUCACCAACGACACCAUCAUCUACAACGUGGGGAGAGCGGUGUACCGAGAGCCGCUGCUCCUGUGGGAUGCCCGCACCAAGGCGUUGUCCGAUUUCACCACCCAUUUUUCCUUCAUCAUCCGUAACUCUUCGAAUACUUCAUCGUCCGGCGAUGGCCUCGCGUUCUUCAUGGCGCCGUAUCCUUCUCCCCUCCUCCUCGAUUCCUCCGGUGGCCCUCUCGGCAUCUUCAAAAGAGGCUCCUUGAAUUCUACUGUCCCGACGGUGGCGGUCGAGUUCGACACCUACCAAAACGAAUGGGAUGUGGACGACCACCACGUUGGGAUCGAUGUCAACUCGAUCGUCUCACAGAAGGUUGCGAGCUGGAACGGCAGUCUCAAGACUGGGAUGCAGGCGAAUGCAUGGGUGAGCUACGACGCCAUCACUCGUAAUCUGAGCGUCUUCCUCACUUAUGCCGACAACCCUGUUUUCGCUGGUGAUUCCGUCCUCCACACCGUCAUCGAUCUGCGGGAUCACCUACCGGCAAACGUUACAGUAGGCUUCUCGGCGGCCACUGGUCAGGUGACCGAGACGCAUGCCGUUCUAUCGUGGUCUUUCAGCUCGAGUCUGCAACCAAGAAGCAUUCCGCCGCCGACGGCUCCGACGGCAUCGGAUGCAGCGAAAAGUAAGAGCAAGACGGGGCUCAUAGUCGGUUUGGUGAUCGGAGCAGGGGCUCUGAUGGUCAUGCCGGGCUUGCUGUUGUUCGUUCUGUGGAGGAGGAGGAGGAAGUCCCGCCGCAGGAAUGCAGCAGAUCGUGAAGAGGACAUGGAUUUCGAUCAAACCACGGAUGAUGAUUUCACGGGAAACAGAGGGCCAAAGAGGUUCGCGUACAAAGAGCUGGCCCGUGCAACGAGGAACUUCUCCGACGAGGGUAAGCUAGGGGAGGGAGGAUUCGGGUCGGUCUACAGAGGUCACUUGAAAGAUCUGAAGCUUGAUGUGGCCAUUAAGAGGGUCUCUCGGGAGUCGCGACAGGGAAGGAAGGAGUACGUCUCCGAGGUCAAGAUCAUAAGCCGGCUGAGGCACCGGAACCUGGUGCUCAACGGCGACUUCGACGAGACGCAGAUGGAGUGCUUGAUGGUGGUAGGGUUAUGGUGUGCUCAUCCGGAUUACAACGUGCGGCCAUCGAUCCGACAGGCCAUCAACGCGCUAAAUCUCGAGACUCCACUGCCGGAGCUUCCCCCCAAGAUGCCGGUUCCCAUGUACUACACGCCGUGGAGUGAUGUGAGCCAGUCUCUGCAUGCGUCGUCUCUCGCCACGACAACUUCGAUUACUGCGAAGUCGGCACCGACGGGCUCCUCCAGCAUGUCUCCGAGUUCGUCUUACUUGCUGAAGUCGCCCAACACUGAGGCCGUGAUUUCCACAUGACUAUGUGGAUCGAGCAGUUUCUCUGUUUCGGUAGUGCAGUUUGUCGAGCGUCGUAAUAAUGAAGAUAACAGUGGGAAUUGCAGCGUAUGCAAUACCGUAAUGUUGGUGUUUACUUCAUUCUUAAGUUCUCAUGAUUUAUGUUGCAA
Musa acuminata subsp. malaccensis (wild Malaysian banana) is the source of this 2040-nucleotide messenger RNA. The record is from RefSeq and is a predicted model, not a curated record. NCBI's taxonomy places the organism in Eukaryota, Viridiplantae, Streptophyta, Magnoliopsida, Zingiberales, Musaceae.